Molecule: messenger RNA, 723 nt
Organism: Lolium rigidum
Lineage: Eukaryota; Viridiplantae; Streptophyta; Magnoliopsida; Poales; Poaceae
Product: non-specific lipid transfer protein GPI-anchored 20-like
Exons: 3
Coding region: 1-576 (191 amino acids)
Source: RefSeq, a predicted model, not a curated record
AUGAACCUCACGAUGUUCGCCGUAGCCGCGACCAUGCUGCUGGCCCUGGCCGCGUCGGUUCCGGCGCCGGUGUCCGGGCAGGCGGUUGUGACGUCGUGCGCGGCGUCUCUGGUGACCAGCUUCACGCCGUGCCUCGGCUACAUCACCGGCAGCACCAACGGUGGAGGAUCGUCGCCGACGGCGGACUGCUGCCAGUCCCUGGCGGCGGUUGUCAGCGCCAGCACGAGCUGCGCGUGCCUCAUCCUCACCGGUAACGUGCCGUUCGGCCUGCCGAUCAACCGGACACUCGCCCUCACGCUGCCCAAGGCCUGCAACUCCAUGUCCGUCCCACUUCAGUGCAAAGAUACGUCGGCUCAACUCCCAGCUCCAGGUCCUGUCGCAGUCUCUCCAGCGAUGCCCCCGCUACCGCCAAUGGCACCGGAGUUACCGGCGCCGACAGCAGAGCCCACCGUGACGCCGGCGCCGAGCAGUCAGACCCAGGGGCAGACGAGGCCGCAGGUGGUGCCCAGCUCUGCCUGGAGGUCCAGUGCUGGCGUAUCCGUGCUGCUUGCCGUCGUUGGAACCAUGCUGGGUUGAACAGAUUUGAAUAGAGCUCAGCAAAGCACUGUUCGUGUUGAUUACAAUGUGGUUUUUUGAUUGUUUAGUUGGAGAGUUAUAGGCAGACACAUAUUAGUAUUUGUCUGACAGUCGUUUGAGCUGUGUACGCUAAUUUAUAUUCUUUGA